CACGCAAGGCACCCCCAUCCCCACCCCCACCCACAAAGCAACUUAUCCCUAUCCGAACUUCCCCAUAAAACAGGUCAGAUUCAGACAAUUCAUAUCCGCUAGCUUCCACUAACCCUCGUACACACCAACACCGUACUGCGUUUUCUCUGCCCAACCGAGUACUCCUCCCUUGUCCUCAUCACCUCAACUUAAAUUAACUCCAACGUUUCGCUGCGUCCUCCCGAUAAGCUUGACGACCAGCUCGAGGCAUCAUCAUACCUACCAACCUACCUACUGUAUACCCAAAACCAACACAUCACUUCUUCUCUCAUUUCAACAACUAUAGACUGCUACUGCUAAUGGCAUUCGUGUGCAUGGCCAAGACUUUGCAACUCUCACCAUGUCUGAAUCAAGAGAGGAGAAUGCUCACAAGGGGUGGUGGUACUGAUCAGUCGUCUGUGGGGAGAGUUGGAGAUCAGGUGGUGCUGUGGAGAAGCAAGAAAAGGGAUUCUCUCUCUGUUGUCGUCAGGUGUUCGGCUGACGUCAACGGCGAUGGAGGUGGUGGUCGUACCUUGGAGGAGGUGAUGAGGGCCGCGCAGCCGUAUCAUCUGCUGCAUAAGGGUUGUACAUUGGUGGUGGUGUUGUCCAGUGAGAUUGUUGAUAGCCCUCACUUACCCUCCAUUCUUGAGGAUAUUUCUCUGCUUCAUGGGCUAGGAAUCAAGUUUGUUCUUGUGCCGGGGACUCAUGUCCAAAUUGACAGGCUUUUGUCUGAAAAGGGAUCUGAACCCAAGUACGUCGGCAACUACAGAAUCACAGACUCUGAGUCACUUACUGCUGCAAUGCAUGCAACUGGGAAGAUUCGAAUCAUGAUUGAAUCUAAACUAUCUCCCCGGCCUUCCUUAAGUGGAAUCCGUCGUCAUGGAGACACCCUUCGGUGGUAUGAUGCUGUUAGCGUCGCAAGUGGUAAUUUUCUGGCAGCUAAGAGAAGAGGAGUAGUCGAAGGCAUUGAUUAUGGAUCGACUGGUGAAGUCAAGAGAAUAGACGUGACUCGUAUUCGUGAGAGGCUUGAUCAAGAUUCCAUAGUGCUCUUAAGUAAUCUGGGAUAUUCAAGUUCUGGAGAAGUAUUAAAUUGCAAUACUUAUGAAGUUGCUACAGCAUGUGCCUUGGCUCUUGGUGCAGAGAAACUCAUUUGCAUCAUAGAUGGACCAAUUCUAGAUGAAUGUGGGAGGCUUAUUCGGUUUUUAACUCUUCAAGAUGUAGACAUGCUAAUUCGUAGACGAGCUAAACAACGUGUGACGACUGCUAAUUAUGCUCAAGAAAAAGUUUGCUCAGCGUAUGAUGAAUCAAAUGAUACGGCCCUUUCUCCCAAUGGAAAGGCUUUUAUUCAAACUCCAAAAUUCCAAAAUGGAGUUGGUUUUGACAACGGGAAUGGACUUUGGUCGAGUGAACAACGUUUCGCUAUUGGAGGUCAAGAACGGCUGAGUCGACUAAAUGGUUACCUUUCGGAACUAGCCGCUGCAGCUUUUGUUUGUAGAGGUGGGGUUGAAAGAGUGCAUCUAUUGGAUGGCACUAUCGGUGGAGUUGUACUGAAGGAAUUGUUUCAAAGAGAUGGAGUAGGUACAAUGGUGGGUAGGUAUGCCUAUGGAUGCCCCAAACAAUGACUUUGAAGUUUGGGAAAUUCCCUAGUACGCAUGUAGUUGAUUGUUUACCUCUUUGUCAGCAGUCUUUAUGAAGGGCUGGAGUCAUUUAUUUUUUUGUUAUAAAAAAAAAUAUAUUAAUAUAAUUUUUUUAAAUAUAUUAAUAAUAAUAUAACGAGUCGCGAUUUAAAAUCGCAACUCGAAUAAAAAAAAAAAUUUAAAAA
Messenger RNA from Sesamum indicum (sesame), 1840 nucleotides. RefSeq names its product putative amino-acid acetyltransferase NAGS1, chloroplastic. Gene Ontology annotation, molecular function: L-glutamate N-acetyltransferase activity, acting on acetyl-CoA as donor. Lineage: Eukaryota; Viridiplantae; Streptophyta; Magnoliopsida; Lamiales; Pedaliaceae. Gene Ontology annotation, cellular component: cytoplasm. The record is from RefSeq and is a predicted model, not a curated record. Gene Ontology annotation, biological process: L-arginine biosynthetic process.